CUUCUUGAUUUCAGAUCGCCCAAUCUUAAUCUCGUCUACUAAAAGAUUGUCCGGAUCCCAUACCGUGAAUAUUUGCAGCAUUGAAUUUGGCAUCAUGAAUACAACGGCGAACUUUAUCUGCUACCCUCUUGCGUGUCAAAGAAAGUUGCAUGAGUGCUGCAUCCACCCUUGCCCUGCGUACAAGUUUGCACACCAAGUUGAGCUUUUUCAUUGAUGUGCGGAAUCGCUUCAGGACAGCUCUUGCACGUGGAAAAUCGUGGUGCUCUGCAUUGUGUCUUGAAUUAGGCUUCUUCUCUACCAACGGAGUUGUCAUUCCUACUGGCUCGGUUGAAGCUACCACGGCAUCCGUAGCAAGCAAUCGUUUAUGGACGAUAUUGGGCGUGCAUACCCAAAGUCCCGAUAGUUGCCUGUCAAGUGAGCUAACACUCGGUAAGGAUCCUUCUCCCACUCGAGUCACUGCACUUGCAUUUGCACGAGGGAAGAAGUGUGAACUGGUGGGCGAAAGUCGCAUCUUCACAGGUCUCACAAGAGACGAGAGGAGAUGAUUUGAAAAGAAAGAGAGAUUAUGAGGAGCUUGUGGUGGUCUCUUUCCCAGCAUCCUCCAAGUCCCUAACUUCAUUGGCUGUAUCACCGCACGCGCGCUCCGCAUGGCGCCCACCGCGGCU
This is a messenger RNA of Guillardia theta CCMP2712, 665 nucleotides long. RefSeq lists its product as hypothetical. Lineage: Eukaryota; Cryptophyceae; Pyrenomonadales; Geminigeraceae. The coding region runs from base 150 to 545 and encodes 131 amino acids. The transcript has 2 exons. The record is from RefSeq and is a predicted model, not a curated record.